Messenger RNA from Nematocida ausubeli, 1212 nucleotides. RefSeq lists its product as uncharacterized. NCBI's taxonomy places the organism in Eukaryota, Fungi, Microsporidia. Gene Ontology annotation, molecular function: monoacylglycerol lipase activity; short-chain carboxylesterase activity. The record is from RefSeq and is a predicted model, not a curated record. The transcript has a single exon. Bases 1 to 1212 code for a protein of 403 amino acids.
AUGCUGCAAAACGCACUGCUUGGAAUGAAGAAAGGAAGAGGCGCCCUAUCAAGCUACCGCCCAAAUGCAUCCAGCUUUUUUUCGUUUGCCUCCACGCUAACAUUCUUCUCAGUUGUUCUGGGCAUAAAAUGGGUGGUUUUAAUAUAUGCCAUGUACUACAUUAUGGCAUGCAAGAAGAUUACUCUAUACUAUCAGCCGACUGAGCACAAUGCCUUUAUUGUGUCCAAGCUGAAAGGUCUAGAGCGUGUCUUCUAUCCGCAUAUUCUGUGGAUCCUUCCCCAGAUACAGACAGUUUCGUACUUCGUGCGCACGCCUCGGCACCAUAAAAGCACACAAAUAGAAAUAGUUCAGGAUGACGGAGGUUCUUUUGUCAUUACCGUAUACGAGCCUGAAGUGCCAGCCACUCACACGGUUAUUACACUUCAUGGGCUAGGCGGCUCUGCAAAUUCAAAGAACGUGCGGAUACUUGCCUCGCAUCUUCUUAAUGAAGGGUAUCGAGUGAUUGGGCUAAGUGCCAGAGGAACAAUUAAAAAGCUCCGUACUCCUGAGUUUUUUCAUAUAGGCUGGAACAAGGACCUGGUGCGUACUUUUAAGCAUGUUCUGAGCACGUAUACGGGAACUGUCUCUGGCAUAGGAUUCAGCCUGGGUGGCCACUGGCUGACAAAAACAUUUGGCGAGAUGGAUCUUCACUUUACACAGGAGGAAAUAUCCCGGAUAAAAGGGGGCAUGGCCAUCUCCAUUCCUUUUGACUUUGUAAAGAUCUCUGAGUACAUGAUGAAGCCCAUCCCCAGGCGCAUAUAUAACAGAGAGUUUGCCAAGAAAAUACAUAGAUUUAUAGACAGAAAUAGAGAGCUCUAUGAGGAGCACGGGUACCCUGUGUCUGCCCUUCUGAAAAUGAACUCAAUGCAUGAGCUAGACACGUCUUUUACAGCAAAGGUCUUUAACAUACCGGACCUGGAGGAAUAUUAUUACAAAGAGUCCUGUGUGCGGGUUAUCCACAAAAUUAGAAAGCCAUUCUUUAUACUUAACUCAAAGGAUGACCCAAUUGUUCCUUACUACACGAUUCCCAUAAAGGAGUGCGUCCAAAGCACUCACGUUAUACUUGGCUUAACUGAGCGAGGCGGGCAUAUGGGGUUCCUUGGAUACUCCAACCACAAAAGCUAUGCAGAGGAGGCAGCCAUUGAAUUUAUAUCAGUGAUAUCUUCAAUGUAG